AUGGGGAGCGAGCGGGGCCCGCGCGGCCCCGCGGCCCCGGGAGCGCGCACGUGUCCGCCGGGCCGGGCGGGGCGGGGGGAUCCUCCCGGUGCCCGCCGCGCCGCUCCCCGGCCCCCGUUACCGGCAGCACCUCCCCGUUCCUGCCCUCCCGGCCCCCGUUACCGGGGGCAUCCCCCCGUUCCUCCACCCCAAGCUCCGUUACCGGGAGCGCGGGGGGGCACCGGCUCCGGUACAGAACCACCGGAGCCGCCCCGGUUCCCCCGAGAGACCCUCCCGGUAGCGGGGCAGCCGCAGCCCCCCGCUGCCCCCCGGGAGCCCCGAGCCCCGCGGGGGGAGGGACGAUCCCGGCCCUUCCCGGCACGGGGCGGGACUUGGCUGCGUUCCCCCGGGAUCCCGGAGAUCCUGGUGCCCAGCGCCGGCACCGGGCGGAGGCGGCGGCACCGCCGGGGGACCCCGAGGAGGGGGCGCGGGGGUUCAUCCCCGGGGGUCGGGUCUCGGGGGGUCCCGCGGCGGGGUCCCCAGGGAGCCCCAAUGGAGGCACCGGAGCUCCCGGAGCCGGACGGGCUCUUCCCGGAUCCCGCCGCGCUGCCGGUGCCGGUUCUGAGCUUCCAGACCUUGACGCUCCCGGAGGAUGAUGGCAGCGGAGCCGAGGAGCUGCUGGGGCUGACGGUGAACCCCGACAUCGCCUGCGGGCUCGGCAGCGGCCCGGAGCCCCCCCGGCCCCAGGGGGCCCCCCCGGUGCUGCUGGAGGUGGUCUGCGACCUCAGCACGCCCCUGCUCCCCUCGCUGUUCCCCGGCAUCCAGCUGGCCCCGAGCCCCGAGCCCCAGCCCGCGGCCGGCCCCGUCCCGCAGCUCCGGCUGACGGAGGAGGAGCGGCGGCUGCUGCUGCAGGAGGGGGUGACCCUGCCGGGGGAGCUGCCCCUCACCCAGGCCCAGGAGCGGCUCCUGAAAAAGGUGCGGAGAAAGAUCCGGAACAAGCAGUCGGCGCAGGACAGCCGGCGGAGGAAGAAGGAAUACCUGGACGAGCUGGAGAGCAGGGCGGCUGCGUGCUCGGCACUGAACCAGGAGCUGCGGAAAAAGGUCCAGGAGCUGGAGACAAGCAACGGGUCUCUCCUGCGGCAGCUCCAGGCGCUGAUCAAGGAAACGUCGGGCAAGCCCGCGCAGACCGGCACCUGUGUCCUGAUCCUGUUCCUGUCGCUGGGGCUGAUCCUGCUGCCCAGCUCCAGCCCGUUCCGCCGGGGCGGCGGCCGGGACGGCCUCGGAGCCACCGGAGUGAUCUCCAGGAACAUCCUGGCGCGGCGGGAGCCGGGAGCGGCCGCAGAGUCCCCGUUCCCCCGGUGGAUCCCGGGGCCAGAGCCGGGAGCCGGGCUGGAGGACGGAGCCGGGGGGGGGGCCCGGGGAUGGGAUUCCCACCCCCCCCAGGGAUCGUGGCAGCAAUUCCUCCAGGGAGGACACGGGGACAGGGGGACACGGGGGUGAGAUGUGAUGGGUCCAGAAUAAAUCCACGCUCUGUUUGCACCCCUGGAAUGUCGGGGGGGCGGGAAUGGGGAACAUUCCAGCGCUGCUGCAGGCACAUGGAUCAGGAUUCAUCCCACAUUCCACUCCUGGGGGUUCCCAGGGACCCCCGGCGCGCUCCCAGUGCUGGAGGAAACAGAGAUCCCCCCCAGGAAACAAACACAGCAU
Messenger RNA from Passer domesticus (house sparrow), 1683 nucleotides. RefSeq names its product cAMP responsive element binding protein 3 like 4 (gene CREB3L4). NCBI's taxonomy places the organism in Eukaryota, Metazoa, Chordata, Aves, Passeriformes, Passeridae. The coding region runs from base 1 to 1479 and encodes 492 amino acids. The transcript has 8 exons. The record is from RefSeq and is a predicted model, not a curated record. Gene Ontology annotation, biological process: regulation of transcription by RNA polymerase II. Gene Ontology annotation, molecular function: DNA-binding transcription factor activity, RNA polymerase II-specific; RNA polymerase II cis-regulatory region sequence-specific DNA binding. Gene Ontology annotation, cellular component: nucleus.